AUGUGUACAAUUAAAAUGCAUCUCAUUUCAAUUCAUUUUAUUUCAGAGGUCAAUUUGGAAAAUGGCAGUGUUACUGAAACGCCCAUACAUACACAUGCGACAUCUAAGAGAUCUGUUGGUCAGAUCUCAAUGAUGGCAGCGAUGCCUGACGUGUUGGUAGCACAACAUAGCACCGAUGGAAUUGAAUGCAUGUUUAUUAUGUAUUGUUGCCAGCAGGAGCGAUGGCUGUGGAAUCCAACGAAUACAAGAGCGGCACCUUCACCCAUUGCUCAUCUUACUUGGUUGAAAACAAAUUAG
Cercopithifilaria johnstoni is the source of this 297-nucleotide messenger RNA. NCBI's taxonomy places the organism in Eukaryota, Metazoa, Nematoda, Chromadorea, Rhabditida, Onchocercidae. The record is from the annotation of a GenBank genome assembly.